AUGUUUGUGGAAGACUUAAACGAAUACAUUAAAAAUGAACAACUUACAACUGAACAAAUUUAUAAUGCAGACGAAACCGGUCUAUUUUGGAAGUGUUUGCCCCAAAAUUCGUUGGCGAGUGGUGAUGAAUAUUCUAUUGAGGGGUACAAAGAGUCCAAGGAAAGAAUCACAGCUUUACUUUGUGCAAAUGCAGCUGGGACUCACAAGUUUUAUAAGUCUAAUAAGAGAGCUUGGGUAACACAAGAGCUAUUUCUGGAGUGGUUUAACAACAAUUUUGUACCAGAGGUAAGAGAACAUUUACAACGCAUUGGUCUCGAAAAGAAUUGCAAAGUUCUUUUGCUAUUAGACAACUGUCCAGCACACCCGGAUGUAAAUGCAAUGAUAUCUGAUAAUGUUACAGUAAAAUAUCUACCACCGAAUUGUACAUCUUUGAUUCAGCCUAUGGAUCAAGGAGCCAUUCGGAGUUUCAAAUGCCAGUACCGUAAAUUUAUCGUGCAAAAACUUGUGGAUUCUAAUAGUCGACACGAAUUUGUUAAAUCUUUGAACAUUAAGUCAGCUUUAUGGACAGCAGCGACUUCGUGGGAUUCUGUAACCCCACGUGUUUUAAAUAAAGUUUGGAAUAACUUACUAUCUCAAGAUGAUGAAAAUGAUUCAACUUUUAGUUUUGAGAUACAAUCAGAUGUAUUAAUACCACCUGGUUUUACAGCUGAUGCUAUCUCAAAGUGGAUGGAGUGCGAUAUUGAUGUCGCACCGUUUGCUAUUGUAUCUGAUGAUGAAAUCGUUAACAUGGUCAAUCAAACAGAAGAAUAUGAGCUUGAGUCAAAUUCAGAGGAAUCAGAUGGAGGUAAUACGGUAGAAACCCCCACAUUAGCUCAAGCAAUAGAGGCUAGUAGUGUUUUGUUAAAGUUCUUAGAAAACUAUACUGGUACAGCAGCCAAUCAUAACACGAAUGCUCUCUCGAGUUUAUCGUAUGUACGCAUAGUUCACAACAUUGUUGGUGCCAGUACUAGCACUUCUUUGCGUAGUUCUACUGCUGCUGUCGCAGCUGCUGCUGAUCUAUCACCUUCACGCUCUGUUUAUGCAGCUGAGAAUGCUGCACCGAUGUCCGAAGCUGUUGUUGUUAGUGCUGCUGUUUCUGAUACGGCUGGUUGUCAGCAAACGAAUAUUCUCUCGGCUUUGUCACAUUCUAGUUAUUUUAUUGGCAAUGAUGCUUCUACUUUUUUGCUGCUGUUGUUGGUCUGA
Molecule: messenger RNA, 1242 nt
Organism: Anastrepha ludens (Mexican fruit fly)
Lineage: Eukaryota; Metazoa; Arthropoda; Insecta; Diptera; Tephritidae
Product: jerky protein homolog-like
Exons: 3
Coding region: 1-1242 (413 amino acids)
Cellular component (GO): nucleus
Molecular function (GO): DNA binding
Source: RefSeq, a predicted model, not a curated record